Messenger RNA from Trichoderma virens Gv29-8, 1080 nucleotides. RefSeq lists its product as uncharacterized. Gene Ontology annotation, molecular function: transmembrane transporter activity. The record is from RefSeq and is a predicted model, not a curated record. Gene Ontology annotation, cellular component: membrane. The coding region runs from base 1 to 1080 and encodes 359 amino acids. The transcript is spliced from 9 exons. Gene Ontology annotation, biological process: transmembrane transport. Lineage: Eukaryota; Fungi; Ascomycota; Sordariomycetes; Hypocreales; Hypocreaceae.
AUGGCUGGGCGAACCCUACUUACCGCCGAGGAAGAGAAGAGGCUGCUAAGACGAGUGGAUUGGCAUUUGAUGCCAUUAUGUUCACUUAUUUUCUUGUUCAAAAACUUGGACUCAGACAAUGUUUCAAAUGCGCGAAUCAUGAACCAGGGAACUCAUCAAAAUAUAAUGACUCAGCUUGGCAUGACAUCCGACCAAUAUAAUCUAGUAACAGUAUUAUACUAUUCGAGAAUCAUAAUUACCUGGGGAAUUUGCUUGAUGUUGCAUGCAGCCGUACACAACAAGGGCGGAUUAUAUGCCACGCGAUUUUUGCUUGGUCUUGCAGAGUCCGGACAAUUUGCAGGUAUUCUUUUACAGAUGUGUUAUUGGUAUCGACCAGAUGAAAUGUCUUUGAGGCUACUGUACUUUUGCGGCCUUUUGGCUUUUGCGUUUGAUCAUGCAUCUGGCUCACAUGGGCUUUCAGGGUGGCAAUGGCUCUUUUUGACAGAAGGUGCCUGUACCGUAGUCUUCGGUAUUGCAGUGUGGUUCCUUCUUCCAGACUUCCCGGAAACCGCCAGCUGGUUGACAGAUACUGAAAAGGCUUUCAUUCAAGCCCGGUUACCCCCAAACGCACCAAGAGCUAAAGAACAAAACUUCAACUUUAGUGAAAUUGUUGAUUCACUCAAAGAUGUGCGGCUUUGGCUAUUUACGUUGAUCUGGGCGAUAUAUACCAUCGGUACCAACGGUGUACGCUUCUAUCAGUCAACUGUCAUUGCAAAUUUAGGUUUUACGAAUAUCGCUACUGCGCAAAUUCUCAACCUACCUAUUACAGCCACUUCAUUGAUAGUAAUUGGCGUUUCCGGAGUAUUGGCCGACAGUGGUCGAUAUCCAAGACCAAUGUAUCCUCUCGGAUGUUUGCUAAUUAUUAUUGCCUACUAUGCGGUACUUGUUGCGUAUCCCAAUAACGCUAGCGUUUAUACGGCCACGUUGAUUGGCAACGCCUUCGCAGCCAGCUGGUAUCCCCUUAUGUGGCCCUGGCGAGUCCAAACCACGAGUAGAGCUACGGGCACCGCAUUUGGACCUAGAGUUACAGCUGUAUAUUAA